Messenger RNA from Phaedon cochleariae (mustard beetle), 480 nucleotides. Lineage: Eukaryota; Metazoa; Arthropoda; Insecta; Coleoptera; Chrysomelidae. The record is from the annotation of a GenBank genome assembly.
AUGUACAGUAAUGGUAGGAAUGAAUCAACAUUCCAUUGUCUGAGAAAUAUUGUGAUGGAACAUCAGGAGCUGAUCAGAUACGUUGAAGAUGUCAAAAAAUCCUUGAAAUGGUACUUAUUUGGAGAAUUCUUGGUCAAAUCAUAUCAAAUAACAGUAUCGCUUGUGAACGUGAUACACGCAACCAGUAAGGGAGAAAUUGUUUUUUUCAUGUUCAUUCUGAUAGGGCUACUGAUUCAAGUCAUGAUGGUUUACUAUAAUGCCAAUGAGUUAUCAUUGAAAAGCACAAAUUUGAGCCUGAGAAUAUUCCAGGCUAAAUGGUACGAUCAAUGUUCUGAAGUGGUAAGAAGUCUUUCGAUUGUGAUGGCCAGAACACAAAGACCACUUGUACUUUCCAUCGGCGAUUUUCGAGUGAUCGACAACGAACUGAUUGUGAACAUAUUCAAAGCCGGUUACACGUUUCUAGUGUACCAGAAGAUGUAG